AUGUCGACCGGCUACGAUAACCUCCCCAUGGACGACGAAGAAUUCGACGAGUCCCAAAUUGACUUCACCGACAUCGAAGAUCAAUACCAAGUGCGCUUAGAUGAGGGGCUGGACGCUUUCGUGGUCAUCGACGGCCUGCCCGUUGUACCUGAAGAUAGCAAGGCCAAGCUGGUGAAGUUCGUGCUGAGGAAGCUGAACUCGGUGGGAAAGGUCAAAGAGGACGGCGUCCACAUGCCGGUUAGCGACGAUGGAAAGACUGAGGGAUAUGCCUUCGUAGAGUACAACGCGCCCAGCGAGGCCGUCGCGGCCGUCAAGCAGCUGCACCUUACCCCUCUAGACAAGAAGCACACGAUGCAGGUCAACAAGCUCACCGACAUCGACCGAUUUGGAAAGGAAGGCCGCGUAGACGACGAAUACCACGAGCCGCACAUCGAGCCGUUCCAGCAAAAGGAGCAUUUGCGCUCGUGGCUUGGCGACCCCGAGGGACGUGACCAGAUGGUCAUGUUCCGCAACGAGAAAGUCGGGGUUUUCUGGAACAACAAGGAGGACGGUCCCGAGCCAGUCGUGGACCGCGAGAACUGGACCGAGUCGUUCGUACAAUGGUCGCCACAGGGAACAUUCCUUACAUCAAUGCACGCGCAGGGUGUGCAGCUGUGGGGCGGCAAGGCGUGGAGCAGGCAAAAGCGGUUUGCGCACCCCGGUGUCAACCUGGUCGACUUCUCGCCGAGUGAAAAAUAUGUUACUACAUGGUCGCACCGCCCGCUCCAGGUUGACGAGAAUCACCCGGUCCCGUCUCUUUCGUUGGAAGAUGAUGGCAAGAACUACGUUAUCUGGGAUAUCGCCACCGGCAAGCCUCUGCGCUCGUUCACCACUAUAGACGUACCAACAUCAACGGAUGACAAUGGCGAACCUGUAAAGAAGAAGAUGCAAUGGCCAACCUUCAAGUGGUCAGCCGAUGAGAAGUACGUUGCUAGGAUGACGCCGAACCAGUCCAUAUCCGUGUAUGAACUGCCCCGCAUGAACCUGCUAGACAAGCAGUCGAUCAAGAUUGAAGGUGUCAUGGAUUUUGAAUGGGCACCCGCUACGCCAAAGCGAGAGGGUAUCAAGACCUACGAGCAACUCAACCCUGCCAAGGUCGGUCUCAUGUCGGUCCCUACGAAGGAAAUCGUCCGUACUCGCAAUCUUUUCAAUGUCUCUGAUGCCAAGCUUCAUUGGCAGUCUGAGGCCGCCUAUGUCUGCGUCAAGGUCGAUCGUCAUUCCAAGUCCAAGAAGUCCAUGGCUACUAACCUGGAGAUCUUCCGUGUCAAGGAAAAGGGUGUUCCUGUUGAGGUCGUCGAUUCUCUCAAAGACACAGUCAUCAACUUUGCCUGGGAACCUAAGGGCAAUCGAUUCGUGCUUAUUACGGCUGGUGAAAUACCUGCCGGCGCAGCGGUUCCCCCAAAGACUGCCGUGUCCUUUUUCGCUCCGGAGAAGCUUAAGGGUGGAGCUCCUGGUAACUUUCGUCACAUCAGAACGGUCGACAAGAAGAACAGCAAUGCUAUCUACUGGUCUCCCAAGGGACGCUUUGUUGUCGUGGCAGCUCUCCAGUCGCAGCAAUCGUUCGAUCUUGAUUUCUGGGAUCUCAGCUUUGACAAGCCCAAGGACGAAGCCGAAAAGGGUGACAAGGAGCUCAACGCUAAUCUGCAGCUCAUGUCAACUGCUGAGCACUAUGGCAUCACUGACAUCGAGUGGGACCCCUCAGGUCGCUAUGUCGCCACGGUGGCUUCCGCAUUCAGACACCAUAUGGAAAACGGGUACCAUAUCAACUUAUUUGGCGCCCGCGACCCCCGACUCUGCUCUCCAAGGAAGAGCAAGCCGAGAUCCGCAAAAAACUUGCGCAACUACUCCAAGGUCUUUGACGAGCAGGACCAGGCCAAGAAGAACACUGCUAACAAGGCGGUCAUUGAGGAACGCCAGAGACAGCUCAACGAGUGGCUCGAGUUCCGCAAGAGCAUGCGUGAGAUGCUGGAAGAGGAGGGUGCGGAGAUUGAGCUGAAUAACGGCAAGGUGGUCAGGGAAGAAGAUGGCGAGGUGGAGGAGAUCGAGGAGAUUGUCGAGGAGAUAAUCGAGGAAAGUGAAGAGGUGAUCCAGUAG
Molecule: messenger RNA, 2133 nt
Organism: Didymosphaeria variabile
Lineage: Eukaryota; Fungi; Ascomycota; Dothideomycetes; Pleosporales; Didymosphaeriaceae
Gene: PRT1
Product: Translation initiation factor 3 subunit b
Exons: 5
Coding region: 1-2133 (710 amino acids)
Biological process (GO): translational initiation
Cellular component (GO): eukaryotic translation initiation factor 3 complex
Molecular function (GO): RNA binding; translation initiation factor binding; translation initiation factor activity
Source: RefSeq, a predicted model, not a curated record